Trichoplusia ni (cabbage looper) is the source of this 1292-nucleotide messenger RNA. RefSeq names its product HMG box-containing protein 4. The record is from RefSeq and is a predicted model, not a curated record. The transcript is spliced from 8 exons. Bases 102 to 1208 code for a protein of 368 amino acids. NCBI's taxonomy places the organism in Eukaryota, Metazoa, Arthropoda, Insecta, Lepidoptera, Noctuidae.
UGUCGGGCGUGCGAUUGCAUCGCAUUUAUGUUAAUUUACAAACAACAUCGAUUUGUUAUUUUGUGAUUGUUUAUCAUAACAAUACAGAUCAAUCCAGUAAAAUGCAAGAAGAUUUAGAAGUCACUGGUAUAUCUCGUAGCGGUCGUGUAAGGAAGAAGAGUUCAAAAUUAAUGGAUUUUGAAUCGCCCGAUGACAUUGAGACGAGAUUCCGUCGACAGACGCCCGUUAAAACAUAUGUCGGCUUUAGACAGGAAGACUCUCAAGAGUUCUCGUCCCAGGACAGUGCUCCGCCCCGUCAGGUCGAAGAAGCGGGGACUGCGUCAGGGUCGGAGUCUGAUUACUAUGAUAAUCCUGUGGAAAAUGCUGACAGUGGAGAGCCACAAAACUGCAGCAUGGAAUCUGACAGCUCGGCCUCGGACGAUGGCUCAGCCCGCACGCCUGCCAACUCUCUUUACAUGAUGGAGAAGAGCAGUAAGAAGAAGCUGAUUGUGAAGGACGGGAGGGUAGUGGGCAGGGCUAAGGCUCAGAGGAAGGAUAAAGGUAAAACCCGCAUAACUGCUUACAUGAUGUGGGCAAAGGAGGCGCGCAACGAACUCCUGCGCAAACACCCGGACAUGGACUUCUCAGCGAUAUCCAAACGAUUGGGAGAAAUGUGGUCCAAUGUGAACUACAAUGAGCGCUACCUGUGGAAGCGUAAAGCGAAACGCUUCGCGAUGCAGAAGGAACAAUCUAACCAGACCACCAACAAGAUCAUAUCUAAUCCAACUCGUCCAUUAUCAUCGUCUGGUCCAGGCCGCCCGCCCCGCGCGGCGCCUAGGGCGGCUCCCGCUCCGCCCGCGCCCACAUCCAAUGCUCUAGUGCCGGUAGUGAGUUCUGGCAGCGGGGGCGCGGUGAGCGUGGGCGGGGGCGCGGGCGGGGGCGCGGGGGGCGCGGGCGCGGGCGUGUACCGCGUGACGGGCUGCGGCGCCGUGGACGUGGCCGCGCAUCUGCGGCUGCUGGGGGAGAGCCUCGCCAUCAUCGGGGAGCGGCUGAAGGAGCACGAGGGUCAAAUCGCAGUAUCCGGAUCGGUGUCAGUCUUGCUGGACACACUGCUGUGCUCGCUCGCUCCAUUGCUGAGCGUUUGUCGCGCGAUCCCGGCUAUCGCUCCGCCAUCGCGACUUCUGCAGGACACGCUACACAACAUAGCUUAUAUCAUGCCUGGCUUGUAAAAAUAUUCUGGUACUAUAUUAUAUAUUAAGACCAACGAGACGAGAUAAAGAAUGUAAACAAAUUUUCAGGGGUUCAUGACAUUU